GCAAACCUCGUGUUUUGCGAGGAAUCGGAAUGCCACUUCAAGAUGAAAGUGUUGCACUGUAUAACUACGUCCAUUCUGAUUUCAUCAUCUCGGGCUUAAACCUCUCCAAUUUAGCCAUGCCUUCCACUAAAUGAUUGGAGCUUCGCGCUCAUCAAAGAGACACAGCAUCUUGCGCAGCGUGGGGGUACGCGCUGAGCUCAGCCCCUCCGCCCCCCCCGCCACUGACUGGUCCACCUCAGGGCGGGGAAGGAGCACUGGCCCGGACGAUCUUGUUCCGGACGUGGGACCUCCCCGUAGCGGCUCCCGCUGGCCAAAUAGGGAAGCGGACUGCCAGCAAUCGCCGAGCUUCGCUCCUUAGAGGGCCCACCCUGGAUCUCUCUGCCAUAUUUUGGGGGGUUCGGAGGAUGCCUGCUGCGACUGAACGGGGAGACUUUUGAGUGUUUUGGUCCGACUCCCUCCCUAUAAGGAAGUGAACAACUUUUGCCAAGCAGGAUGAAUCCCAGCGAAGGUGCGGCGCCACUGGAGAAAUACAAGCUGGUAGUGGUCGGUGGAGGCGGCGUCGGCAAGAGCGCCCUAACUAUUCAAUUCAUCCAGUCUUACUUUGUUUCUGACUAUGACCCCACAAUUGAGGACUCCUACACAAAAAUCUGCAAUAUUGAUGGUAUCUCAACCCGGCUGGACAUUCUGGACACUGCUGGUCAAGAAGAGUUUGGAGCUAUGCGGGAACAAUACAUGCGUACAGGAGAAGGUUUCCUCCUUGUUUAUGCUGUCAAUGACAGGGGCAGUUUCAAUGAAAUCCACAAAUUCCACACUCAGAUACUUAGAGUGAAAGACCGUGAUGAGUUCCCUAUGGUGCUUGUUGGCAAUAAGACUGAUCUGGAUCUUUAUCGACAGGUAACUGAAGAGGAGGCCCUUUAUUUUGCUCGGGAGAACCGAAUCCCCUACAUGGAAGCCUCUGCAAAGGUCCGAUUCAAUGUGGAUGAGUCUUUCUAUGAGCUGGUCCGUGCUAUCAGGAAGUUUAAUGAAUUGGAAUCUCCCCCUGCCCCUGCCUUUCAUCCUAAAAAGAAGGAUCGCAAAAGCUGUCCUUGUUCCAUUCUGUAAACUGCCAUCCCACAUCAAGCCACACAGCCUGGAAGAGGAAGAGGAGGGGCUCAGAGUCUUUCCAACCAAGAAGAUAGAGCAGGAUUUUCCUCGUUCCAUCUCUCCUACUACAAUUAGGACCGACACUGUGUAUUUUUUUAGUUAUACAAAUGUAUUACCAUUUUUCUCUUGUUCCACAGGAAUCUGUAAACUGAGAACAAAGCAGGGACUAGACAAGUUCUUCUCCUCCAACAUAUCCUGAAUCUAUGGGAUAUGCAUUCAGUUUUGUUUGCUACUUUGCCUUCCUUUGUUCUUUGGUGGAAAUUGCUUUAAAGCUGCCCCUUUUUGCCAAGGGGCAGAAAAUUUAUUCAUUUAGAUAAAAGGGGUACAGGAUUGUAAAUUUCAGUGACAGUCCACUGAUACAAUGAGUUAAAGAAUAGGAAUCAACUGCAAAGGAUCAUUUAUUUCACUGCAGCUAAGGGCAAGCUUUUGCACAUACACAGUUAUCUACAUAUUGAAAGACAUGGUACAAAUGCAUUUUAAAAGGUACUAUAAUUUUUCUAUUCCUUUUUUUAAAAUCAUAGCUUACAGACUUAAGCCACACAUGGGCCAAACUGCAAGGGAAGCAGCUGCAGACACAAUUAUACUGUCUUGCAAGUUGCCAGUAUUGACUUUUUUUGUUUCUAAAGCAGGGCUAAAAAGAAGCACACUUUAUAGCAGUGUUUUUCAAACUUAACAACUUUAAGAUGUGUAAGACUUCAAUUUCCAGAAUGUGUGGAUCUCAACUCCCAGAAUUAAUCAGCAAGAAGUCCCCAGCCAGCAGCUCAAGUCUUCAAGUUGCCAAGUUUGGGAAACAAUGCUUUAUAGUAAGGAGAUUUGCAAAGUUGUAGGGAAGGGAGGAAGCUAGUCGACUCUUUGAUAUUUUAACAGAAGAUUGUGAUGGCUGCCACAAUAUGGUUGCCAUAUUGUGAGAGUCACCUAGUCACAAAGCAAGUUACUAUGAUAGGUAUGGCCAAUUACAAAAUACAGCAUUGUUUAGCAACCACAAUUUAUUGCAGGGAGAUGGUCGCUGAGCAAAAUGAUGACCAAAUCAAGCACAUGACAUAGAGAAAUGCUGCAAAGAUCACUUUCUAUCUGAUUCUAUCAAGUUCUCUUGUACGGCACUGCCAGCAUUACUUUCCAGGAUGCCUAGUUGUCAGUGCAGAAAUUUGGUCAUAUGUGUGCACAUUGGUCAGAAAAUGAUUUUUUUUUUUUUUUACUAUUGACUACUACUGUCAUAUUUGUGAGCAGUGCUAAACAAGAACUGACUGUUUCCAUCACGCCGAUAAAUGAUGAUGCUUCCUGCGGAACCAUUUACUAGGUUCUCAAUGUUCUACCAAAUGAAGGUUUGAAACCUAAAAUGCAUGCUAGAAUCAAGUUUUAAUUUUGUAAUUUGCUCAGUUCAAAAGCUGCUCUUUUGAAGACAUGGCCAGCUUUUGUUAAAUUCAUCCUUUCUUCCCCACUUCUGUAAUGUACUUGUAAGGGAAAGUGAUGUCAAGAACUUUUAAAAAAAAAUAGCAACUCCUUGUGUUAGUAAUUUUUCUUCUUAAUAGGGGUUUCCAACAACUUUAGGGAUACUAUCAUGUUGAAGUAUACCAUCAUUAUUGAAGUAUCAAUACUGUAGUUGCAUACAUGUUUAACUGGAUGAUUUUUGUCAGUGGAUCCUUGCACUCUGGCAUGCCAUUCAACACUUCCAUCUAUCAUUUUCAUUGUCUAAUUCUUCCAUCAUCCAUCACCUUCCCCAGACCUCAGAUGUGUUAAGAUUACAAUUCUCAGAUGAUAUUAGGGUGGGAGUAGUGGUUAACAUGUUCAAUCUGGAUCUCUUUGAUUAUGGUUAUACAAGCUUACUGGGUCAGUUGCUACCUCCCAGUCACCCUAUCAAGUAGAUAUGGGGAAAAUGAAGGGGAAAGUGUUAGGCCUUGGACAAUAUAUAAGAUAUAGAAAAAAAUUCUCAGCAGGCAAGACCACAUGCAUAACUAGAGAAGGUAUCCUGCGAGACAGUCUUCACUAAUAUAUCUACUGAUGCUCCCAGAAUAUAAAGAUUUGCAGUUGAUAAAGUGAAUAGAAAGCAUCUUGCUUUCUAUCUUCUACCAUGCUGCAGAGCAUGGCGUUCCAGCUAUAAAUGCCAAAGAAUCUCCUGAGCAAAGAUUAUAUAGUAAAGCCUUGGGGUUUCCCCCUUAAUUACUUAAUUAAAACUGAUUGUGGCAUAUGCCCUCAUAGCUAGAGCCUCUUUAUUAAUUUACAAGGCUACAGUUACAAAAAUGUGCUGUAGUGCCAAAGCGAACUCACAAGGCACCAUGGAUAUUUUAAAUUUCUAAAGGAAGCAGCAACAUUUGACAAACUCUCAAUGUAAUUUAAAGUAUCCCAUAGUAUCCUUGUAAAUGUGCUGUUAAGCCAACGAUUCUAAAACAGCACUAUGAACCAAGGAAUUUUGGGAACUUCUGGUACAAAGUGUUAUUCUAAGGCCAAAAGGAACAUGCAUACAUGCAUACAUAUAUGUGCACAUAGGCACAAGGAUACAACAGUGAAACUAAAAACUGAUUAAAUGAUAAAAUGGCCGUAGCUUGUGAAUGUAUGACUUAACCAUAAUUUUAAUAAACGGAAAACAUUUCCAUUA
This is a messenger RNA of Pantherophis guttatus, 3736 nucleotides long. It is a transcript of the gene RRAS, whose product is annotated as RAS related. The record is from RefSeq and is a predicted model, not a curated record. Gene Ontology annotation, cellular component: membrane. Gene Ontology annotation, biological process: signal transduction. Gene Ontology annotation, molecular function: GTPase activity; GTP binding. NCBI's taxonomy places the organism in Eukaryota, Metazoa, Chordata, Lepidosauria, Squamata, Colubridae.